Molecule: messenger RNA, 5268 nt
Organism: Dinoponera quadriceps
Lineage: Eukaryota; Metazoa; Arthropoda; Insecta; Hymenoptera; Formicidae
Exons: 5
Coding region: 2352-3458 (368 amino acids)
Source: RefSeq, a predicted model, not a curated record
CUAUAUUUACUAGCCGAUACCGCUGAUAAGAAAGGGGAUGUGAAUCGGCUCGUGGCGAAAGGCGUCGUGUGUGGGGCGGGUGCGUCGAAACUCCGAGUCUCGAGAAGAACCCCUAUCGAUCGAUAGCGACGCCUGUGCAGUGAGCGAGCCCGAGCCACGAUCGACGACCGUAAAGCCCGGGGGAAACAAUCGUCUUUCCGACAUGGCUUGUGUGUCGCCGUCGUUAUUCCCUUCCGUGUGCUCUCGCCAAGUGACUUUGUGAUCCGUACGAGUUCUCUCUCUCUCUCUCUCUCUCUCUCGACUCUGUAAAGAACCUCUCCUGCCCCUCUUUGGACACAAACCGUUCUCAACGGCAGCGCCAACGCGAUGUCAUGUGGCUGAGGGGAUGCGACAGUAGGUGCAACGGGAGUUUGGUGAAUAUUAUUUAUACAAUCGCCUGAGCGCAGCCUUCAUCGGCGAGAACGAAUUCGUGAGAACGCUUGUAAUUAAUUCUAAAGAGGAAGUUUCUCUCCGACGUAAAUCGACUGUGCGUUUUCCGCAGUCAAAUUUAAUUAGCGCAACGCACUGUUGAGAUCGUGCAAAAUAAUUAAUAAUGUUUACAGUUACACGGAGUCUAUGGGAAACCACCAAAGAGCCACAUGUCGAUUAACGUUACCUCUGUAAUUGGCGACGACGAAUUUUGUACGAAAAUUAAUUAAUCGUUGCUGCGGUAAUUAAUUCUAAAAGUGAAAAGUGGAAGGAUUUCGUUCCGCGAUACAUCGACGAACAAAAUUAACAUUUUUUAUUUUCAAAAAUUUGCGAUAUAAUUAAAGAGACACCUAUUAUACGCGUGCAAUUUGGAUGAAUUAUUCCGUAACGUGAGGAAUGACGAGCUGUUGUGAAAUAGACGGGUAUCUAUAGUGCGAUGCACACAUACGUGCGUAUAGAACCGGUGUUUACGUCUCAUCAUCUGCAUCAUAAAAAUAUGAUUUCAGAAUAUUUUGGAAAUGAAUGAACGAAGGAACGAAUUGAACCGAAUCUGGCGGAAAAUCUCGAUAGAAUCUUUGUUUCAACUUUCGCGCUUGCAAAUAUUAUUUUGCUUUCAUUCAUUGCGAAUACGCUUCUGCGCCGUAAAAUUACAAAGAAUACCGGGGAGAGGUCAACUUGAAAAUAGCGAAAAAUUAAUAACAGCGAUUUUAAUCAAGCUUUUUAAGAACAGAUUGUACAGAGAUUGCAUAAAAAUGUGUCUCGGUAUUUGCAACGUAACAUCUUGUUUGUAAUUAAAAUUACCGGCUCACGGGGAAAGUCUGCAGAAUUACGAAACACGUUUCGACGUGUAACUCAUUCGAGCUAGGUGACACUCGGACCGAGAAAGUCGAUACUCAGUGGAUACUACGCGGAUCGAAAUGUCAAUCUUGGGGAAACGUUCUUGAACUUUGACUCCACAACACAGUCAUUCGCUACGUAACGAUGCGUAUAUCGACAAUCUAAUUGCAAUAUGGUAGUCCACUAUUUAGCUAACUCCGAGUUAAAGGCUAGUUUCCUUCAGGUUCUAAGGACUAGGUUCAAUUCUUUUAAUCGCACAAAAUACAAAGACGGAGGGAAAAAGUUAAUCCAGAUAGUGAUUUAUCUCUCAGUCAUGUUCGUUUCUUGCAGGUUUAAUACGAGCAUAAAACGACUGUCAUUCUGGCUAUCAAGGAAGAUCUUCAGAAACGAACGACCAUAUACGUGCGCGAUACAAACGGUGGACAUGAGCGCUUGGCUUUGCUUAGGAUCGUAAAGGCGUGGAAUCAAGUGCGGAUGAUAAUUACUGGGAAGGAGAUAAGCGGCAACGAGCCACGAGCGACGUUGGCACUUGAUCGCGAGAUCCUCCGUCAGCCGUUCGUCCCGAUCGCGUGAAUCGUGCAGUGGGAACUCUUUUCGACCUUUUUAUGCAUCAUCAUCAAUAAUCACGCGAUAAUGUAGCAGUGUUAAAUCGAUUCGGGAAGCGGGAAGAUUAUCAGGUGCUCGGAUGUAACCGACACGCGGAAGUUAAGUUAUAUUUUAUUCAAUACAGCUAGCUAUAUAACUUUUCCCAUUUUUUCUGGCGAUAAGUGAAUUCCGCGAUGAAAAGAAAAAAGAAAAAUGUCCGUCCUCCGAAGCGAUCAUCGAGCCAUUUUUCCUCUUUUUUCAUACGUUGCCAGUCAGCAAGGCUGUGCUGCAUCGAUCGAAAUAAGUGAUAAUCUGAAGGAGCACAGUCUGGUGAAUACGCGGCGCAGUGUGUCGUCACGUUGGCAACGGAGAACGAGUUCAGAUGUCCAGUGUCACGUAAAUUCGCCGCUGCACCAAUUUCUGAGAGGAAUUGGAACGGUCGAAAGCAGCGAGUCCGGAAAAUGUCCGAGAGCGAGACGAAGCCGGCCUCGCCGAUACCCACAGUCACGUGUGCGCAAUGUUGCGGCGGUCUAGCGACCUCGCAAUGUCCAACCCUUCAGGUCACUUCGCGGAUGCUGCGCUCGCCGAGCCACGAGAGCGUCACUACCGAUCUGUCGCUCUUCAGCGUGUCGUCGAUCGCGAGUGAAUUACGCGGUGCCAACAGAUUGGUGACCUUCAAGUCCUACAGCGACGUACAGCUGACCGGACGAGGACCCUCCCCGAAACCGGACUCCGCUCGGCAGAUUCAGGGUAACAGGCCAGCGGACAUCCCCGAGAUACUAUGGUUCGAAGAGGAGAACGAGCUAAUCCGCAGCUGCGGCGUUCUGUCGUCGGCUUUGGGAUUACGCAAGAGCUUUAGCACGAGCGACGUGUCGCAGCUCCCCAGCCCGGACGCGUCCGGACCCGGGGGUGGUCUUCGAACGGCGGUGUCCGCCUUGGCUCUAGAUACCGCCCAGCGCAACACCUUGCUGCUGGAGCACGCGAGACUUGACCAUGCUUCAAGAUCUUGCAGCACGUGGGUCGCGGUGGGCGAACCCGUGGCCAGCACGUCUCAGCUUCCCAGUCCGCAUGGCGGAGCCGCGCAGGAGCAACAGCCGCAGCAACUGCUGCAGCAACCUCAACAAUCCUCCUCCUCGAGUGUUCAACCGAUAGCGCAACAACCACCGCCACAACCCCCGGCACCGCCACCGCCGCCUGUGCCAUUCACCGGAGCGGACCUGGUUCGGUCUGUCAACAAAAAGGUCCGACAGAACUACAUACGACGCAGGUUGCUGACCACGUACCGCGCUUUGGAGCGCCUCUCGCAGAGCGAAUUCAAUUUGGACCAGCUGGAGGCGGCGGCUACCGCGGCGCAGACCUCACACGGUACCACUUUGCUCGUCCCCGGAACAGCCGCAGGAGUACCCGGUGCUUCCUUGAUCGGACGGAAGGAGCGAAAUCACGCGUUGACAGUCCGAGAUGUCGAGAGGGAACGUGGGAAUCAGUUGUCCAAGUACGAGAGGAACAUGAUGAUCUUCAACUGGCUUCACACCCUUGACGACAGCGCGGUCGUAGACAGCGUCGAAUAAAGGACGCAGAGAAACAACGUUUUCUCCGACUAUGUGCGCGACCUAUUGUGCCUAAGUCUCCCUUUCUCUGCGCAAUACCACUUUAACGAGGACAUUUCAUCGAUACGGGCUCCACUACACAACUCUUUACACAUCUUGGACGAUACCGCUAAGACUCAAAGUUUCUGGCCGUCCCAGGCAUGUUCGGCGUAUAUAUAGAAAUUACACGAAACCUUGCGCGCAUCGAGAUCAAUUAGUUGAUUUACAUGCUACCAUCCAUAUUUAACAGACUUCGCAAAAUGUAGCGUAGCCUCUCGUAAGAUUCGCUCGCGCAAAUGCGAGAAAAUUUCUCGAUCCUUUUUAACAUCUGACCUACAUAUAUACAGAGUUCGCGCAUCAUUUCUCAACGACGGAUUCUCAGGCCAAUUACGUUGGUAAAAAUGUUGAGAUUUCUAAUGUCAUCCAGUUUGACCGCGGUGAAGAAAAGAAGCCAGAAGCCGAGUAAGCUGAAGUAAGGCAUCGUGAGGCAUCCGUCCCUUCUCGUCCAGCGAUAUCGCUUUAUAAUCAGCGUCCAAUAUGCGAAAGCCCGGCUAUGCACGUGGCCCGUACGCUUCAAGAUGCAGACCUUUAGAAGUGAAUGGAGGAAUCGCGCGAGCUGGGUGAAUUCCCCCGACGCAAUGAUACAUUAUAAAUAUUCUCGAAUGACGACUUGAAUCUUUCAUUCAUAUUGAUUGGCUGGAGGAAAAAACGAUGUUUGAAAAUGUUUCUACGAUACGUAUUAUGAUAUUUUUAUGGGAGAUUUCAUAUGUGUAGAACUCUUCUAGAGCUCAGUAUUUGCAAAUUUGGUUGCGAAAAGAAGUUAAGUGUAAAUCUAGGCACUAAUCUUAAUAAUUGAACAGAUUCAAUAUGUAACGAGGCUCGUACUGAGGAAGUGACAUAUAAACUAAAAGAGCACAUAUAUAUAUGUGUGUGUCAAGUACUCGGACACAUAUCGAUGAGAAAUUUUUAUUCGAUACCGCAGAAUUGGCAGAUCGGAAGUAAUAGUGUUGUUGCUUUUCACAGCCAAAUUUUAAUAAUAAUUGUAGACCGAAAGUGCGGAUAUGAGAGAGGGAAACGAUCAAAAAUGUUUUUCAUACUCUCGUUUUUUUCUCUCUAAUAUGUCAAUAAUGUUUAUAGUAUCUAUACGAGAGUCAACUCUCUCUUCUAUAUUUACACACGGUAUAUUUUUUUUCAGUUUUAUUUAAAGCUAUCCUUUAUAUGUGCACUUUCUGCCUAUAAUUAGCAUUAAUAACAUACGAGUCUUAUGCAAUGAUCAGCGAUGCGAGGUGUAAUUUAAAGAGCUCUACUUGUGAAAUAUAAAUAAGGCGAUAUGUUGACGCGCGAUUCCCAUAUGAAUGAAAAAGAAAACAAGUCCCUUGAAAUUUCGUUUAUUCAGGACGAUGCACACACACACACACACACACACGUAUAUAUAUAGGAAAUUUUACCGGAAUAAAACGUUGUCCAGAAUACAUGCGUAAAGAUACUUAAUUUCGUGAUGUAUGUUCUUUAAGAGAAGCCUUAAUUGUCCGGUGUAAACAACAAAUCCAGAGAAUUAUUUUCUUAUAUUUUCUGCGUGAAGAAUAUCGGCGAUAGAUGGACAUCAGUAUUACGCGCCGCGACCGUCUGAGAUACCCGACUGUCAUUGAGAUAUAAAAUGAAUGUGCGGCCGCAAUUAAUGCGCUUUCAUGUAUAUUGACUGUUCCUUCCAAAUGUAAUAUUCGCUGACAUGACGAUACUUUGACUAUCUGACACACAGAAUACCGAGCAAAUAAAAAGUUUAUUAAAUAUU